Elephantulus edwardii (Cape elephant shrew) is the source of this 2134-nucleotide messenger RNA. RefSeq names its product GTP binding protein 2 (gene GTPBP2). The record is from RefSeq and is a predicted model, not a curated record. NCBI's taxonomy places the organism in Eukaryota, Metazoa, Chordata, Mammalia, Macroscelidea, Macroscelididae. Bases 1 to 1809 code for a protein of 602 amino acids. Gene Ontology annotation, molecular function: GTPase activity; translation elongation factor activity; GTP binding. Gene Ontology annotation, biological process: translational elongation. The transcript has 12 exons.
AUGGACUCGCGGGUAUCGGAGCUGUUCGGCGGCUGCUGCCGGCCCGGAGGGGGCCCGGCCGUAGGCGGAACCCUCAAGGCUAGAGGAGCCGGCGGCAGCAGCGUCUGCGGGGGCCCGAAGGGGAAGAAGAAGAACGGAAGGAACAGAGGAGGCAAAGCCAACAAUCCUCCGUACCUGCCCCCCGAGGCGGAAGAUGGAAACAUCGAAUAUAAACUGAAGCUGGUGAAUCCAUCCCAGUACCGCUUUGAGCACCUGGUGACACAGAUGAAGUGGCGGCUCCAGGAGGGCCGCGGUGAGGCGGUCUACCAGAUUGGGGUGGAGGACAACGGGCUGCUGGUGGGGCUGGCGGAGGAAGAGAUGCGGGCCUCCCUCAAGACCUUGCACCGGAUGGCAGAGAAGGUUGGGGCAGACAUCACAGUUCUGCGGGAGCGAGAAGUAGAUUAUGACAGCGACGUGCCCCGGAAGAUCACCGAGGUGCUGGUGCGAAAGGUGCCUGACAAUCAACAGUUUCUGGACCUCCGCGUGGCCGUCCUAGGGAAUGUGGACUCAGGGAAGUCAACUCUGCUUGGCGUCUUGACCCAAGGAGAGCUGGACAAUGGACGGGGCCGGGCUCGCCUCAACCUUUUCCGACACCUACAUGAGAUUCAGUCUGGCCGAACUUCGAGCAUCAGCUUCGAGAUCUUGGGCUUUAACAGCAAGGGAGAGGUGGUGAAUUACAGCGACUCCCGGACGGCGGAGGAGAUCUGCGAGAGCAGCUCCAAGAUGAUCACCUUCAUCGACCUAGCAGGCCACCACAAGUACCUGCACACCACCAUCUUUGGCCUCACCUCGUACUGCCCUGACUGUGCCCUUCUCCUCGUCAGUGCCAACACUGGGAUUGCCGGCACCACACGGGAACAUCUGGGGCUGGCCCUGGCCCUGAAAGUGCCAUUCUUCGUCGUGGUCAGCAAGGUAGAUCUGUGUGCCAAGACCACAGUAGAGAGGACAGUACGCCAGCUGGAGCGGGUCCUCAAACAGCCUGGCUGCCACAAGGUCCCCAUGCUGGUCACUUCCGAGGAUGAUGCUGUCACUGCUGCCCAACAGUUUGCCCAGUCACCAAAUGUCACCCCUAUCUUCACACUAUCCAGUGUAUCUGGAGAAAGUCUGGACCUGCUCAAAGUCUUCUUGAACAUCCUGCCCCCACUCACCAACAGCAAAGAGCAGGAGGAGCUCAUGCAGCAGCUGACAGAGUUCCAGGUGGAUGAAAUCUACACAGUACCAGAAGUGGGGACUGUUGUCGGUGGGACACUUUCCAGUGGGAUUUGCCGUGAAGGGGACCAGCUGGUGGUGGGCCCCACAGACGAUGGCUGCUUCCUCGAGCUGAGAGUAUGCAGCAUUCAGCGCAACCGCUCUGCCUGUCGCGUGCUGCGAGCUGGUCAGGCUGCAACGUUGGCUCUUGGGGACUUUGACCGUGCUUUGCUUCGAAAGGGCAUGGUAAUGGUGAGUCCCGAGAUGAAUCCCACCAUCUGCUCAGUGUUUGAGGCAGAAAUAGUCCUGCUGUUCCAUGCCACCACCUUUCGGCGAGGUUUCCAGGUAACAGUACACGUCGGCAACGUCCGCCAGACAGCAGUGGUGGAGAAGAUUCAUGCCAAGGACAAGCUACGGACAGGGGAGAAGGCAGUGGUACGUUUCCGCUUCCUGAAACACCCAGAGUACCUGAAGGUGGGCGCCAAGCUGCUGUUCCGGGAGGGUGUCACCAAGGGCAUCGGCCAUGUCACUGAUGUGCAAGCCAUUGCAGCUGGUGAGGCCCAGGCUAACAUGGGCUUCUGAGCACCCCAGUGUAGGGACAGAUGUGGCCGUCCCCACAAUACACAAGUUGACUUCUGGCCAUGCUGCCCUCUGCUGGCGGCUUUGUGUGUUAAUAGGCUAGGGGGAGAGAGGGGCUCUUUGCCCCCUGUACCCUACCACCUGCCAGGAGAGGUGCCAAGCUUAGUGUGGCCAGGGGAGGGGCAGUGCUGAGGGAGAAGGAAGGAGCAUUCAGGGCAGUGCUCAACAGCUGUGCGCCCACCUAACCGACUCAUCGACCAGGAUGACUCCGUAGCCUGUCUGCUGGAUGGAGCUGUGGCCAUCUUGGCCCCACUAUUAGGACUUGAGC